GCGGAGUCACACCUCUGAAGGAGGGGAACGAAAAAAGGGCGCCGCGAAAUUGAUCGAGGUGGCGGAAUUCGUCUUUUGAUAGCCAAGUGUCUGCUUGUAAACAAAAGCAGAUCCAAAAGAUGAGAGCCCCGGCGACCUUUCUCGUCUGAACUCGCUUCAACCCGAGCGAGAGACUGCGCAGGCUUCAAACAAGUAUGCGGCCGAUGGUCACCGCGCCAGACAAGCCGCUUCAGAGAGUCACCUUUCCCAUGGAGUUCUGAGCGCUUUUCGGAAAUAUCGAGGCUUUCCUUUUUCCGCUUUUCGAGCGCGUGUCCGAGGGCGGACAUGCACGCGUGCACACCGGCGUAAAAGAAGCGCAUCCUCUUUUUUUUUUUCUCCCCCAUUCACCCCUCAGCGUAACGUUAUUUUUUUUUUACCAAACGAACAAGACAGACUUGGGGGGGGGGGGUCCAUGAGCGACUUGGGCAAGGCGACGUCGACAUGAGUAGUACUUUAGGAAAAGACAAAGACUCAAAAGAAAAGGACCCCAAGGGUCCUCUGGGAAAAGAAAGGGAAAAGGAGGGCAAGGCCCUGAGCGGCUUCGGCAAGGACGGCAAGGAGACCAAGACCAAAGGGAAAGAUGCCAAAGAAGGAAAGAAGGAGCCGGGCGGCGCCCCGCCCGCCGUGGCCUUCUCCGUGGACAACACGAUAAAGAGGCCCAACCCGGCGCCGGGCACUCGCAAAAAGUCCAGCAACGCGGAGGUGAUCAAAGAGCUGAACAAGUGCCGCGAGGAGAACUCCAUGCGCCUGGACCUCUCCAAGAGGUCCAUACACAUGCUCCCCGCGUCCAUCAAGGAGUUGACGCAGCUGGCCGAACUCUACCUGUACAGCAACAAGCUGCAGAGCCUCCCGGCCGAGGUGGGCUGCCUGGCAGGGCUGGUCACGCUGGCCCUGAGCGAGAACUCGCUCACCAGCCUGCCCGACUCGCUGGACAACUUGAAGAAGCUGCGGAUGCUGGACCUCCGGCACAACAAGCUGCGGGAGAUCCCGGAGGUGGUGUACAGGGUGACGUCCCUGACCACCCUCUACCUGCGCUUCAACCGCAUCACGGCCGUGGAGAAGGACAUCAAGAACCUGUCCAAGCUCACCAUGCUGAGCAUCCGGGAGAACAAAAUCAAGCAGCUGCCCGCCGAGAUCGGGGAGUUAUGUAACCUUAUCACGCUGGACGUAGCUCACAAUCAACUCGAACACCUUCCGAAAGAGAUCGGUAAUUGCACACAGAUCACAAACCUUGACUUACAGCACAAUGAGCUUUUGGACCUACCUGAAACUAUAGGUAAUUUGUCAAGCAUAAAUCGCUUGGGUCUGCGGUACAACCGGCUGUCCGCAAUCCCCAGGUCAUUAGCAAAGUGCCGAGAACUGGAGGAGCUGAACCUUGAGAACAACAAUAUCUCAAUGCUACCAGAGGGCCUCCUGUCGAGUCUGGUGAACCUGACCAGUUUAACGCUGGCCCGGAACUGUUUCCAGUCCUACCCCGUGGGCGGCCCCUCCCAGUUCUCCACCAUCUACUCCCUCAACAUGGAACACAACCGCAUCAACAAGAUCCCCUUCGGGAUCUUCUCCCGGGCCAAAGUGCUGAGCAAGCUAAACAUGAAGGACAACCAGCUAACUUCUCUCCCACUUGACUUUGGAACCUGGACCAGUAUGGUGGAGCUGAACUUGGCCACAAACCAGCUGACCAAGAUCCCCGAGGAUGUGUGCGGCCUUGUGUCUCUCGAGGUCCUGAUUCUGUCAAACAAUCUUCUGAAGAAGCUUCCGCACGGCAUCGGUAACCUCCGGAAACUGCGGGAGCUCGACCUGGAGGAGAACAAGCUGGAGUCGCUCCCCAAUGAGAUCGCCUACCUGAAAGAUUUACAGAAACUUGUCUUGACCAAUAAUCAGCUGAACACUUUGCCCAGAGGCAUCGGUCACCUCACCAACCUGACCCACCUUGGUCUGGGAGAGAAUCUCCUGCAACACCUCCCUGAGGAGAUAGGUACACUGGAGAACCUCGAGGAGCUGUAUCUGAACGACAACCCCAACCUGCACAGCCUCCCCUUCGAGCUGGCUCUUUGCAGCAAGCUGUCCAUAAUGAGCAUCGAGAACUGUCCCCUCAGCCACCUGCCCCCUCAAAUCGUCGCCGGGGGCCCCUCCUUCAUCAUCCAGUUCCUGAAGAUGCAGGGACCAUACAGGGCCAUGGUGUGAUCGCCCCAAUCCCACGUGUCAUACACUGUAAGAAAAUAAUAAAAAAAAGAGAAGAAAAAAACGGGGGGAAAAAAGAGUUUUAAAAAAGAUAAAAAGAAAACUAUAAUUAAAUGCAUUAUUGUUGUUAUGAAUAUCUUAUCUGAGGAAAAAAAAGGCAAUUUUAUUAAGACUGCGUUACAUGUUUCUGCUAAUAGAGGAAUCAUAGCCAUUUAGAUCCCCACCAAUCAUGUGAAAGAGAAAUUACGUGUCUAGACUUCCUUUGCCAAAAUUGAUAUAUAUAUAUUGAAUAACCAUAACCAGAGCUUAAUGGCAGUCUUCUAAUAUAUAAACCUUAUUGCCAACACAGUUUCAGUAAUUAAAAGAACGGUUAAUAGAACAAGAAGUACAAUUGUAUGCAAAAAAAAAGUUAAAUCCUUUAUUUUGCUGCUGCUGCUGCUGCUGCCAUAACCCUUAUUGGUUUUGUUUUGUUAGUUUUUUUGUUUUUUAUUCCUAUUCUUUUUUAAUCACACCUGACUAAAGAUAAUUGUGUGCUACUGUGCAGAUGGCUCAGUUUGUGGAGAACAAAGGUCUGGUCUGAUAUUGGCGUUACUUUUAAAGUUGACAAAACAAAACUAGUGCCUGUCCCGGAAAGAGAACUGGUUAUUUCCUAAAUGCAACUAAUCUUUUUUAUUUUUAAUUUUUUUUAUUUUUUUAUUUAAUUUGUUUAUUUUUGUUUUAAAAAGCAUUAGCUAUGUUUCCAUAUUGUUUUAUCAUAGGUCAUAGGUUUUUAUUUCUUUUAUUUGUUAUUUAACUUGCCUAGAGAGGGUUAAUACAACAAACCAACACUUGAUCGAUAAAUUAGCAGAACUUGGGGGUAGGAAAUACAUGAUUUACAGGAUCUGCUACUUAAACAAGUUAGCCCUGUUAUUCAUUUUGAAAUUAUGAAAAUUACCGAAAUGUGAAAUGAGGUAGAAAAUCAGCUAGUUACUUUUCAUUCUUAAACUGAACGCCUGGUUUAUCUAACUCAAGAAUAGAGCAAUGAAGCAGUCUGAAAUUUCUUGCGUUAAAUCGUAUCUGACCAUUUGGCCACUGUUGUGACAAACUAGGCUAAUUUGACUGGGAAUGUUUUUUUAAACUGUAAAAAAAUGGGUGAUGGGAUGUAAAUGAACUACAGUCAUUUUUUGUAUAUAUACUGAUUGCCUCGUGUGCAGUUCAGUCUUAUUAAUGUUUACGUUUGCUAUAUCUUCAGUGUUGGGCACUAUUACUGUCAUUAUUAUGAAAAUAUUUCAUCAAUCAUAUCAGGCGUAGUGAAAGAAUAUUAAAGUAAAUGAAUCACAGUUUCUCCAUAUUCAUGCUAAAUAUAUGCCAAAAAAAACAUUGUGCAAGAUUAGAUUUCUGCCGUAGAAAAAUCCUUCAGAGCAAACGUUCAUGUUUCUGCAUCACCAGAUUUAAAAGAUUGAGUAUGUUGAGCACCUCAUGAAACUGUCCCAGACAACCCCAGUCCCUCCCCCCUCCCCUCCCCAAACACUGUCACACCAUGCUGCUGUUUUUAUGCACUUUUAAUAGUAUUGGCACCCUCCUAGUUUCUUUUUACAAUGACAUUUUCAUUUAACCGGUUGUAUAUUUUAAGGGGCAUUUUUUUCCUUAGCUUUCCUCUCUUCCUUUUUUUUUCUUAUUAAUUAGUUUAUCAAAAGUAUUUUUUUGUUUGCCUCACUUUGAUAACAAGAAACUAUAAUGUUCGGUUGCAGAAUCAAACUGUUACAUUGAAGCUAUGUCUUAUGAAAUCUGUAUAUGUAUAGGAUCAGUAUAGAUUAGGUUUUGAAAUGUUGCAAACGAAUAAAAAUUCCCAUAUCAUCUUCCUGCAAAA
Molecule: messenger RNA, 4069 nt
Organism: Conger conger (European conger)
Lineage: Eukaryota; Metazoa; Chordata; Actinopteri; Anguilliformes; Congridae
Gene: shoc2
Product: SHOC2 leucine rich repeat scaffold protein
Exons: 10
Coding region: 481-2223 (580 amino acids)
Molecular function (GO): protein binding
Source: RefSeq, a predicted model, not a curated record